AUGAAUUCAGGUCCUUUUUCUUUCCUCUCUUCCCGUCGAUCAUUCCACUGCCGUCUUACCCCAACUUCAGGUUUGAAUCCACGUAUCAAAUCAGUGACAUUGGAUUCCAGUUCCACGACAAUCAUCGACGAUCCGACAUCGACUUUCGCUUCAGAAGAAGAAAGUCCAACGAAGAUCGGCGCUAGGGUUAGGAGCGAAGAAAGAACAAUAUGGAGCACCUCCACCGAUUUGGUGGUUCAUCGCAGUAGUGGAGUGGUAGGGGCUAUUCUGGCAACCUCUUCAUCACUUCGUUCUCUUGUUCCAGUUACUGUCGAUGAGAGGGGGAGGAAGCAGAAAGAAAACGACAACAGGGGGUGUUUGGGUUGCUUGGUGUGUCAUAAAACAAUGGGAGAAAAUGGAAGGGGUUAUUGCUCUUGGCUAGCUGGAAACCACUAGCAAACACCUCUAGUGGGGGUGUUUUUGUUGCACCUCGAAGACAGGACAAAAAUAAAGGAGUGUGAGAGGAAAUAGAAGAAUGAAAAAUUGUAUUUAUCUGUGAAUAGCAGAAUGUAUUCAUUUGUGAAUAACAGUGUAAGCAUGUGUUAAUGAGU
Messenger RNA from Lactuca saligna, 590 nucleotides. The record is from the annotation of a GenBank genome assembly. NCBI's taxonomy places the organism in Eukaryota, Viridiplantae, Streptophyta, Magnoliopsida, Asterales, Asteraceae.